AUGUGUGACCAGCAGCAGAUCCCGUGCUACGUGCCCGUCCCGCAGUGCUGUGUCAAGGGGUCCUCCGCCGGCCCUUCCCAGUUUCCCUAUGCCAACAGCCAGGUGGUGGUCCAAGCCCCAUGCGGGAUGCAAGUUUUGGAGUGCCCUGCACCAUGCCCAGUUCUGGUCUCCCAGGCUCCAUGCCAGGCCAAGACCACUGAAAUCCCAUGUAAGUCUAAGACGACUCAGGUGACCGGCCAAUCCAAGGCCUCCCAAGGGAAGAAGGGCCAGUCCAAGACCACGGAGGUGAAAUGCCAGGCUCCCUGCCAGACCCAAGUUGCCUGCGGCCCGUGCCAGUCGGAGAUUGCCUACGUGCAGUGUGACGUCCCACAGCCGGUUCCCACUUACUAUGUGGAAUGUCCUCCGGUUUAUUACACAGAAACUCGUUACGUGCAGUACCCGGCCCACACCUACGUGCCUGGCCCUGCUCCCCAGCCUGUCCACACUUACGUAGAAUGUUCCUCCGGAGGCCAGGCCCAGGGAAGCUUCUCCACCCAGGCUCAGUAUCAGGGGCCCUACAGCAGCUGCGCCCCCCGGUUCCAAUCAGGACCCUCAUUCACCAGCUGCGCCCCUCAGCGUCAGGCCCAGGGGUCUUAUGGUAGCUGCGCCCCCCAGUUCCAAUCAGGACCCUCAUACACCAGCUGCGCCCCUCAGCGUCAGGCCCAGGGGUCUUAUGGCAGCUGCGCCCCCCAGUUCCAGUCACGGGCACCCUCUAGCUACUGUGGCCCCCAGCGCCAGUCGGGGGCCUCCUUCAGCUCCUGCGCCCCGCAAUGCCAGACCCGGGGCUCCUAUGGGAGCUUCACCUCGCAGCAGCGUCGGUCCCAGGGCUCCAGCCGCUGCCUCCCUCCCCCUCCAUCUCGUCCCAUGCCCCUUCCUUACCGCAGCUGCUCCCCGCCUCCCCGGCGCUCGGAGCCCUGGUCCGGCAGCUGUCAGUCACCUAGUUGCCCCUGGGGCACUGACAGCUACUGCACCCCACCUCGCCGCUCGGAGCCCAUCUACGGCGGCCACUGCGCCCGGGGCCGCCCCUCGGGCUGCGCUCAGAGAGGUGGACCCAGGUGCCGGGUGGACAUCUCCUCCCCGUGCUGCCCAAGGCAGGUUCCUCCGCAGAGAUGCCCGGCCCAGAUCCCUCCUGUGAGGCGCAGGUCCCAGAGCUGCGCCCCCAUGCCCUCGUGGGGUGCCUCCUGCCCCGAGCUGAGGCCGCGCGCACAGCCGCGUCCGUUCCCAAGGUCCUGCCCGCCCCAGCAGCGUCCGGGCCGGUGCCCCGAGCCACGAAGACCCCGUUGCCAGCUUCCUCCUCCCAGAACGUACACACGCCCAGAGCCAUGCCCGAGCCCAGAGCCACGCCCGUGCCCACCACUGAGGCGUUUUUCGGAACCGUGCCUGUACCCCGAACCGUGCCCAGCUCCUCCGCUCUCGCCACGCCCGGUGCCACGUCCCCGCCAGUGCGACCGUCCAGAGCCGCGUCCCUGGCCGCAGCCCUGCGAGCACUCGGAGCCCUGUCCGCGUCCAGAGCCGAUGCCCUUCCCUGCGCCCUGCCCCAGCCCAGAGCCUUGCGGGGAGCCAGGGCGCUGCCCCAGCCCCUGUUCCGGCCCCAACCUACUGCCGUACCCUCGAGAAGCAGGCUGCAGCGAAUCCACCCCGUGCCGCCUGGACACCGAGGGUCCCGGCCCCUACAGCUGCAACCAGGGGCAAGGGGGCGGUGCCAGCUGCGGGCCUGGCGACGACUUUCCAGAGCCGCUGGGUCUAGGUGGCUGCGGAGAGCAAGGAAGCCAAGGGCAUGCUGGCAUUAAAGGCGGGGCGUACGGCGGAGCGAAGGGCGCCUACUUCUAA
Jaculus jaculus (lesser Egyptian jerboa) is the source of this 1869-nucleotide messenger RNA. RefSeq names its product keratinocyte proline rich protein (gene Kprp). NCBI's taxonomy places the organism in Eukaryota, Metazoa, Chordata, Mammalia, Rodentia, Dipodidae. The coding region runs from base 1 to 1869 and encodes 622 amino acids. The record is from RefSeq and is a predicted model, not a curated record. The transcript has a single exon.